GAGUGACGCGUCAUCAACACCCGCCGCCCGCCUUUUUCUGUUGGAGCUAACCGGAAGAAAACAAAGCAGUGAUUAACGUAGUAUUUACUGCGGCAGCUGGCGGAUUUUAACCUUUUCCUCGGGGUUUCAUGAGCCCGUAGCCGUGUGUGCUGUUCGGUGGAGCACCGCAGGGAGCGGUGGGGUUGAUAAAAGCGGUAAAACCUUCCGUGAUGAAAGUGAGACAGACCGUGAGGAUGGACUCCAGCACUGCUAGCAGCAUGGUGGCCCACCGAUCUGCAGGGAAGGAAAGCUCCAGCUCUGAUGAAGAGGAGUUCGUCCCGCUGUCGAAGCUCCUCAUGAGGCCGCAGAGCGACGACAAGAAGUCAUGUGACAACGCCCAAGGCAACGCCAACUCAAAGAAGAGCGGAGCUUCGGAUAAUUCAUCAGACGACGAGCCGCCAAAAAAACCAGCAGCGACAGAGAAAAAGGAAACUUCUCCUGCCAAAUCUGACGCCUCAGAGGCCAGACACUCCGAUUCCAACGCAGCUGACGACUCCGAUAACGAGCCUCAGGUGAAAACAUCCAAACCUUCAGCCAGAUCAGCGAAGAGGAAACCAGCAGGCAGGAAGAAGAAAGCUUCAGAUGAUUCCUCGGAUGUCGAGUCGCUACAAGAGAAGAAGAAACCAGCAGCAAAAGACAAAACGGAUUCUUCUCCUCCCAAAUCUGACGCCUCAGAGGACAGGAAGUCGGCUGACGACUCCGAUAACGAGCCGCUGGUGAAAACAUCCAGACCUUCAGCCAGAUCAGCGAAGAAGAAACCAGCAGUCAGGAAGAAGAAAGCUUCAGAUGACUCCUCGGACAACGAGUUGCUAAAAGAGAAGAGGAAACCAGCAGGCAGGAAGAAGAAAGCUUCAGACGACUCCGACGAUGACGAGCCGCUGACCAAGAAGAAGAAACCAGCAGCAAAAGACAAAAAGGAAACUUCUCCUCCCAAGUCCGACGAGUCAGAGGACAGAAACUCUGAUUCAAAUGCAGAUGAUGACUCUGACUACGAGCCUCAGGUGAAAACAUCUAAACCUUCACCCAGAGCAGGGAAGAAGAAGAAAACCCCAGGAAGGAAGAAGAAACCAGCGGGCAGGAAGAAGAAAGCUUCAGAUGAUUCCUCAGAUGACGAGUCGCUACAAGAGAAGAAACCAGCAGCAAAAGACAAAACGGAUUCUUCUCCUCCCAAAUCUGACGCCUCAGAGGACAGGAAGUCGGCUGACGACUCCGAUAACGAGCCGCUGGUGAAAACAUCCAGACCUUCAGCCAGAUCAGCGAAGAAGAAACCAGCAGGCAGGAAGAAGAAAGCUCCAGACGACUCCGACGACGACGAGCCGCUGACCAAGAAGAAGAAACCAGCAGCGAAAGACAAAAAGGAAACUUCUCCUCCCAAGUCCGACGAGUCAGAGGACAGAAACUCUGAUUCAAACGCAGCUGGCGACUCUGACUACGAUCAUCAGGUGAAAACAUCCAAACCUCCAGCCAGAUCAGCGAAGAAGAAGCAAACCCCUGGAAGGAAGAACAAACCAGCGGGCAGGAAGAAGAAAGCGCCGUCAGAGCGCGACGAAAGCUCCGACGACGAGCCGUUAAGCAAAGUUGCUCAGAAACUUCCUGCGAAGAGGAAGAGGAAACCCGUCCAGCUGUUCUCUAAAUCCUCUCCGGUUGUGAAAUCCAAGAGGAACGCCUCCAGGAAGAGCGUGAACUACGCUGAGACGUCGAGUGAGCACAGCUCUGAUGACGAGCGGCUGCUUGUGACGAAGACGACGACAAACGAUUCAUCCAGGAGAGCGACGGCUUCCCAACGAAAAUCCCUAAAAGACGCUUCGUCUUCCGACGACGACGGCUCUCCCCAACGGAAACCGGGUCGGAAAUCCACGAAGAGCAAGAGGCUGCGAGGAAGACCGACGAAGAAGGCCUCAGGAAACUGGGAUGAUGACGACAGCUCAGAUGACGAAGCUGCGGCGAAUCGCUCCAACCGGAGAACAAAGAGCAGAACAAAAGCUUCGACCGGGAAACGGAGGAAUCAGAAGCAGAAAACAUGGAAAGACGUACCGAGCAGCAUUACAGACGAGGAGGCUGCCAUCCGAACAGCCAAACACACAGAAGUGACCAGAAAGGUGAAAGUCGCUCUGCAGAGGUGUGACGGCGAAGACAAAGAGUCCGCUGCAGCCGCCGCCACUAAACCCACAACAGAAGAAGAAGAGACCGAAGAAAAGUCGACAGCAGAAAACCCAGAAAAAUCCUCUGAGGAGGAAUAAGAGACAAAACUUUCCUUGAAAACUAGUUAGUCCUGAAUUCAUCUGUAGGCUUUUAUACAUUUUGUUUCACGUUUUUUAGGUUGGGGAUCAACUUUUCCAGGUUCCUGAAAUGAAUUUUGUUUUCUCAUUUGUGGCUGUUUGCCUGAAGUUCUUCUUCUGGUUUUUAGAAAAUGUUUUUAACCGUGUUGUGAGUCGUCGUCCACUCUGCAUGCAGGUACACACACCUAGUUUUAGGAUUUUCAUUUUAUAUCAGUAGAAAAUUAGGUGGAAUCCCUCUUUUAGUGUCAUAAUAAAAUUAUUUAACCACCUCCUAUGAAAAAUGAUUCCCAAAAUAUUUCAAGUUUAGGGAAGGAAAUUGGAUUUCUAAAACUUUUUUUUAUACUUUAAAAGAUCUCUGGCAGUGUGAGUUAUUGAAUUAUGUGAUGUUUUGGGCGUAAAUGAGUUAAAAAUGGGUUUUCUCUCUUUUUUGGAGGAGAAAUGAUGGCAUUGUUGGAAAUUAUAACUUUGUUUUUAUUUUGUUUUUCACAAUAAUCUUCUGAGGUAUGCUAUAAUAUUUGUCCCGUUUAAGAAAGAUGUUUCAUGUUUAAAAUAUACCUAGUGGUGUGUUCCUUGAUGUUCAAAUGUGCAGGUUUUAUGUAUGUUAAUAUUAAAAUUUGCUACAUUAUUUGAAAA
Molecule: messenger RNA, 2951 nt
Organism: Poecilia latipinna (sailfin molly)
Lineage: Eukaryota; Metazoa; Chordata; Actinopteri; Cyprinodontiformes; Poeciliidae
Product: dentin sialophosphoprotein-like
Exons: 17
Coding region: 210-2279 (689 amino acids)
Source: RefSeq, a predicted model, not a curated record